Messenger RNA from Epinephelus fuscoguttatus (brown-marbled grouper), 3490 nucleotides. It is a transcript of the gene p2ry8, whose product is annotated as P2Y receptor family member 8. The record is from RefSeq and is a predicted model, not a curated record. The transcript has 4 exons. Gene Ontology annotation, biological process: positive regulation of Rho protein signal transduction; phospholipase C-activating G protein-coupled receptor signaling pathway. Gene Ontology annotation, cellular component: membrane. Gene Ontology annotation, molecular function: G protein-coupled receptor activity. The coding region runs from base 196 to 1251 and encodes 351 amino acids. NCBI's taxonomy places the organism in Eukaryota, Metazoa, Chordata, Actinopteri, Perciformes, Serranidae.
AAUCUCAUUUCCUCAGCACUAACAAUAUCAGUGCCCCAUCUACAACCGUCAUACUGGGUGUGUGCCUACCUGCCUGUUGUCUCGUUUGCCUCAUAGUGUUGCAGUGUACAGCAGUUGUGUCUGUGGUUUGUCUGAGUGGUGCUGCAGCACCAGAGGAAGCUAUUAGUAGACUGCUGUGGGUGAUCCCAUCCAGUCAUGACGGGGAAUUCCAGCCACGUCAAGCUAGACAACGCCACCUUGGCAAUGUUUCAGAAUGUCAAAGCCAGCAUUACCAUCUCUGUCAUCUACAUGAUCGUCAGUGCCAUUAACCUGGUCGGAAAUGGCCUUUCCAUGUGGCUGCUCAUCUUCCGUACCUCCCCCAAGACCCCCUCCAUCAUCUUCAUGAUUAAUCUCACCUUCACUGACUUGGCCCUCGGCAGCGCUCUGCCCUUUCAGAUCGCCUACCAGCUCAAAGGAUACAACUGGACUCUGGGACCCGAAAUGUGCAGUUUCCUGACCCUUGUCUUCUACACCAAUAUGUACUGUUCCAUUCUGACCAUGAUGGCCAUCGGAAUUGACCGCUACCUGGGCAUCGUCAGGCCCAUGCAGUUCAGAAAGACUAGGAAGAGGAAGACCAUCGCUGUCUUCAGCUGCCUCCUCAUGUGGGGUUUGGUCCUGUGCGUUCUGCACCCACUGAUGAUAGACCUGACCUUUGAAGUUUCUGAACUCGGGAUUACCACAUGCUUCGACAUGCUGAAGUCAAAAAUGCUCCCGAGCAGAUUUGCCUGGGUGGCCUUUGUUGGUGGCAUGGUGAUCGUCCUCUUCUUCCUCCCUUUCUUAAUCACGACAUUCUGCUAUCUGAGCGUCAUACACAAACUGGCCAAAGAUUCCAGGACAGCCCAGAAAAAGAGGGCGAUACAUCUUGCUGUCAUUGUGCUCCUGGUCUUCACCUUGUGCUUUGCUCCCAACAACAUCCUCCUGAUGACUCACGCUGUGCUGAAAAUCUUCUAUGGGAAGUCUCUCUACAUGGCCUACAAGCUGUCUCUGUGUUUCAGCUGCCUGAACAGCUGUCUCGAUCCUUUCAUUUACUACUUUGCUUCCAAGGAUUUCAGACAAAAGCUGAGACAGAUAUUGAAUCUGCAGAGCCAUAGUAGCGCUGACUCAAUGAAGAUGGAGCAUAAAGAGAGUUUGUACUCGGCACAUUGCACUUUCGAGGGUUCGGUGAGAGAAAACAGCAAGGUGUCUUUGAUGCCGCGACACACCACAGCAUAAAGAGAAAGAACAGAGAGAGAGAGAAAAAUAAGAGACAACGUGACAAAGGAAGUGAGAAAAAGAUAUUGACUGUGUUAAGGGUUGGCCUGAGUGUGUCAAGCUCUUGUACAACAUCUUACCAUUUCGGAAUCAGAUUACUUUUUAGAAAAAAUGAACAUGGAGGACAUCUGAGCCUUUUUGCGAAAUUAACCAUUAGUGUUCUUGCAUUACUCUAGACUGUGUGUCAUUUCAGUGUAUGGAAAAAAAAAGUUGUAUAUAUAUUUUAUUUUCUGCCACAAGCAUCAACAUAGCUAUUUUUGAUAAAAGAUGUAGCAUGCACAAGUGCAAAAUAAAUGUGAAUAAAAUAUUUGUAUAUAAUAAGCCUUUUUCAGAGCAGACACAGCUGAGCUUUUAGGAUUUACCAUUAUAUGUGUGUACAUGUCUCUAUAAAUGUCUGUAUACUGUGUGUGUGAAUUGCUGCAGUUGACCUUUUUACCUUUUUUAACUUGUUUGAAGUUGUCUUACUGUAUUUGUUUUCUUCCUUCGUAGAAAUAAAUGCAUUAUUAUUAUUAUUAUUAUUACUAUUACUAGUCCAUACCCAUUGAGUGCACAGUUGCCCACGUACAGUUUCACAUGGUGUGUGUUUGGGAUACAGGUCAUAGGAAAUUGCAGAUCAAAUAGUCAACUGAACCCAUUAAGAAGAGCAAUGUAUUCAGACAGAGUUUUUGUGAAUUUGAUGGCACGAUUGCUUUAUUGAAAGUACAGUAGCACCAUUGCCAACAGUGGGAUAGUUAGUGGGCUAAAACUGUACAUUAGUAGUUGAGGUAGCACGUUGAAAGGCAGAUAGUUAAAGUGUUUAUAUGUUGUAUUGGCUUAAAAGUGGGGCGCACUGGUAGAAUGACUGACUGACAGAAUGACAUACUGACAGUUUCUGUGAUUAUGUACAGCAUACCAUGCCAUGACUUAAUCAUAUCAAAAAUUAGAAAAAACAACAACACUGGGCCACAGGGGGAGCCACAGCGAUCGGUCCCAUUUUAGCCAGUUUUAAGCAUUUUUCUGUUGUUAUAGCACCAACCAGUUGCCAAUUAGAGUUAAAUUUCUCCAGUCACCUUGAGGCGUCCUGUUCUACAUAUCUACCAAGUUUAGUAAAAAUCAAUAUGGCGGUUAGGCCUAGAUAAGAAAUGAGCUCUCUAGCGCCCCCAUUUGGUUUGAUGGGGUCAAUAACAGAGGGGUCCCCUCAGAUUAUGUGUGGUCAUAUGCCUACAAAGUUGCGUGGUGAUGGGUGAAACCCUUGAGAUGUUAUACACCUUUAUGUGAUGAGCCACGCCCUCCGCAAUAUUCAUUGCCUUAUAGAAGCUCAGUUUUAGUAAGUUUUCCAACUUUUGCCAAGAGGGAACUUUAGAUAUUGGUCCCUAGAUUAUGUUCACCCAGUUUCAUGCAGAUCGCUCAAACUUCCUAGGAAGAGAUCGAAUUUAAGUCUCCUUCACCACCCACAUUAAGCACUUACAGUCAAAAGUUAAAGCUCGUUUGAGCUUUCUAUAUCGCAACAAGGCGACCUUCACCCGUUUAGCCAGACACACACUUGUCAAAAUGUCCAUCCUGCCCAUAUUUGACCUUGGCGACACCAUCUACAGGAUGGCAUCUCACUCUACCCUCAGUAAAUUGGACCCUCUCCACCACUCUGCCAUCCGUUUUGCCACAGGUGCACAUUUCAGUACUCACCACUGUGACUUAUACAACCUAGUAGACUGGACAUCCCUCCACACCAGACGACUCCGCCAUUGGCUUCAGCUCAUUUACAAAACCAUACUUGGUAUGACACCUCCCUAUCUCUCCUCCCUCCUGCACCUCUCCCACUCUGCCCUCAAUUUAAGGUCCAGUAAACUCAUUAAACUCUCUAUCCCUAAAGCCCGCACAGUCUUUGGACGCAACACUUUCCGCUUUGCUGCAGCUAAUGACUGGAACACCAUUCAAAACACCCUCAAACUUACCGUCCUCACAUCACUCACAGUCUUUAAACAAAAUUUGCAACAAAUUAUAGUUGACUCUUGCACCUGUUGAGUAGGCCUACUUGUCAUGUUUGUACUGUUUUUCACCUUUAUUGUAUUGUAUUUAUCAAUUGUUUAUUGUGUAUUUUAUAUAACUUUAUUUUUUAUUUUUAGCAUCCACUCCCCCCCUCCAGAGAGCCUUUGCUCUUUGGUUCAGGCUGCAUUUGUAAACAAGAAUUUGUUCUUAAUUGCUUGCCUGGGUAAAUAAAGGU